This is a messenger RNA of Ceratotherium simum simum (southern white rhinoceros), 3040 nucleotides long. RefSeq lists its product as uncharacterized. The record is from RefSeq and is a predicted model, not a curated record. Gene Ontology annotation, biological process: regulation of transcription by RNA polymerase II. Gene Ontology annotation, molecular function: DNA-binding transcription factor activity, RNA polymerase II-specific; RNA polymerase II cis-regulatory region sequence-specific DNA binding. Gene Ontology annotation, cellular component: chromatin; transcription regulator complex; PcG protein complex. NCBI's taxonomy places the organism in Eukaryota, Metazoa, Chordata, Mammalia, Perissodactyla, Rhinocerotidae.
ACUAGCAGGUCUCAGGCUUGGGGGCGGCGCACCCCGGGUGACCGGCACCAAUUGGGGAUCGGGAGCUCCGCCCCCAGAGUCCGAUGGCGGCGGCCGCGCGGAGGGAGCCGGCUCAGGCCAGUGUGACCUUUCACGAUGUUGCCGUGUACUUCUCCUGGGAGGAAUGGAGGCUCCUUGGUGAGGCUCAGAGACGCCUGUACCAGGAUGUGAUGCUGGAGAACUUUGCCCUCAUAUCCUCACUGGGUUGCUGCUGUGGAGCAGAAGAUGUGGAGGCUCCCUUUGAGCAGAGCGUUUCUGUAGGUAUCUCACAGGCCACAACUCCUGCAGCUUCAUCUUCUCAGAAGACCCACCCCUGUGAGACGUGUGGUACAGUCUUGAGAGACAUUUUCUACUUGGCUGAGCAGCAGGGAACACAACGCAGCCUGAAACUGUUGAGGUGUGGGGCUUGUGCAAAACGAUUUUAUUUCAGUGCAAACAUUCAUGAGCACCAGGAGCAGCACGUGGGAGAGAAAUGCUUCAGAAGCAGUGUGGACAGGACCUCAUUUGUGAAGAGCUGCAGAUUCCUUGUGUCCAGGAAGCCCUUUUCCUGGGAGGAGGUUGGGAAGGACUUCCUGACCAGCUUGGGACAUCAGCAGACACAGGCCACUCACAUCAGCAAGAAGCCAAAGGAAAUCACCCAGUGCACGGCCACAUUACCAGGCAGAAAGAGUCAUUACACCUGGGGAGAAUGCAAGAAAGCCUUCAGUCCCAAAGACACACUUGUUCAGGACCAAGGUGUCCACGCUGGAAGACAGUGUUUUGUAUGCCCUGAAUGUGGGAGAACAUUCAGGUACAAAUCCUCAUUUGUUGUGCACCAGAGAGUCCACACUGGAGAAAGGCUUCAUGUAUGUGGAGAAUGUGGCAAAUCUUUUAGGCAAAGCUCAACCCUAAAUCAACAUCAAAGAAUUCAUACUGGGGCAAGGCCAUGCAAAUGCAGCAAAUGUGGGAAAUCCUUAAGCCACCAAUCUGUCCUCUUUCAUACCCGGAGAAAUCGAAAUGGAGAGAACAAUUACGUGUGCAGUGAAUGUGAGAAAUCUUUUAGCCAUAGCUCAGUGUUCAUUCAACACAGGAAAGUGUGUUCUGGGGAAAUGUCUUAUAAGUGUAGUGACGGUGGGAAAUCUUUUAUCUCUAGGUCUGCUUUCAGUUAUCAUCAGAUUUCUCACACAGGAACUAGGCCUUAUGAGUCCACUAAAUCUAGGAAAUCCUAUAAGGAUAGAAGCCAAUUAAAUCAACAUCAGACAACUCACAGUGGAGAAAGGACUUACGGGUGUACAGAAUGUGGGAAAUUCUUUAAUCGAAGAAAUAACCUCAUUUUACACCAGAGAGGUCACACAGGAGAAAAGCCUUACAAGUGUAGUGACUGUGUGAAAUCUUUUACUUGUAGCUCUGCCCUCAGUUAUCAUCAGAGAUCUCACACAGGAGAAAGGCCUUAUGAAUGCAAGGAGUGUGGGAAAUCUUUUACUUCUAGGUCCAGCCUUCGUUAUCAUCAGAGUACUCACACAGGAGAAAGGCCUUAUAAGUGCGGUGAAUGUGGGAAAUCUUUUACCACUAGCUCUGGCCUCCGUUAUCAUCAGAGGAUUCAUGGUGGAGAAAGGCCUUAUGAGUGCAGCGAAUGUGGGAAAUGUUUUGUCUUUAGCUCCCAACUCCGUUAUCAUCAGAUAGUUCACACUGGAGAAAGGCCUUACGAGUGUAAUGAAUGUGGGAAAUCUUUUAGGAACAGGUGGAAGCUCAUUAUACACCAGAGAGUUCACACAGGAGAAAAGCCUUAUGUGUGCAGUGAAUGUGGAAAAUCUUUUACCUAUGGCUCCAUCCUCUGUUAUCAUCAAAGAGUACACACUGGAGAAAGGCCUUAUGUAUGCAGGGAAUGUGGGAAAUCUUAUACUGCUAGCUCUAGCCUCCGUUAUCAUCAGAGAUCUCAUACUGGAGAAAGGCCUCAUGAAUGCGGUGAAUGUGGGAAAUCCUUUAAGGUUAGAUCACAAUUCAUUAAACACCAGAGAGUUCACACUGGAGAAAGGCCUUAUGAGUGUAGUGAAUGUGGGAAAUCCUUUAGCCAAAAACCACACCUCUCAACACACCAGAGAGUUCAUAAUAGAGAAGGGCUUUAGGAAUGCAGCUAACAUGGAAAAUCUUUUCACUUCUAGUCCCAGUGUCCAUUGUCAUCAGAGUUCACACAGGAGAUAGGCCUCAUGAGUGCAGUGAUUGCGGCAAGUCCUUUAGCCAAAAAUGUUCCCUCCCACUGGAGAAUUCAUGAUACAGAAUGGCCUUAUGCACACAGUGAAUGUGGGAAACGUUUAUGGGGAAAUCUACUCUCACUCUACAUCAGAGAGUUCAAACUAGAGAAAGACAUAGAUGUACAGGGGUUGUGCAAUUCCCUGGUUUGGUGUAAAGACAUCAGAGGAGACCAAGGAGCCAUUUGUCUGAAUUGAAUCUCAUACAUCUGAACAUGCACAGUGGGGAGAUUCCCAUAAGUUGUGGGAAGCAUGUGUGGUAUGUUGCAUUUUCCAGUCUGUCUAGGGCUCUUGCCACAUUUAUGUCUGUGCCAGUUUCUGCAGCCAAAGCCAUUUCACCUUUACCACUUGGCAGGUCCACAGUGUGCAUCAGUCACCACCCCACUGUGCUCAGGGAAGCUGACCUCUGUUCUCUCAGGAAUUAGAGCAAAUUAGGAAUAAUGUGAGCCCAUACGGGGUCAGCUUUCCCUCCUCCUAGACUCAGUUGGGCAUGGAUCUGUGUCAUUGUUGACUCAAGGAACAUCAUGUGAGUUCAGCUGGCAGCUUUUUCAAAACAACUGUGUUUUCCUGGGCAUGUUGGUGUCAUGUGAUAACUUGUGAUGAGUUUUUCCAGCUUCCUAGUCAUGAACUGGAGACCUGCCUGCCACACGUUGCUUUGUUUUGUACACUAAUGAAGGCCUUCCUGUUUAAGUCUUCUUUAAUCUUGGGUGUCUCUCACUGUGUGGGGUAGUUUUUAAACAGAUUCGGGCUCUACAAGCCUGAAGGGAAAACAG